This is a messenger RNA of Darwinula stevensoni, 1734 nucleotides long. The record is from the annotation of a GenBank genome assembly. NCBI's taxonomy places the organism in Eukaryota, Metazoa, Arthropoda, Ostracoda, Podocopida, Darwinulidae.
AUGAAACGCGGUCCAUUGUUCAUCGAUGUGACCUGGCAUCCAGCUGGGAAUCCAGCUGGAGACAGCGAGACAUCAUCGAUGAGCAUCGCCAGUGCUGCUCUUAAUUAUUCUGGCCUCGAGACCGUGCUCCAUCUCACGUGUGUCAAGCACACGCGAACCCAGAUCUCCUCUUAUCUGGAGAGGGCUCACGGUCUGGGCAUUCGCAACAUCCUUGCACUGAGAGGAGAUCCAGAGAGCAGGGAGAACGUGAAUGCUACCACUGAUGGGUUUUCUCACGCAUGUGACUUAGUGGAGCAUAUCUGCCAGGUUCACCCAAAUAAGUUUGUGAUCGGUGUGGCUGGGUAUCCCUGUGGGCACCCUGAUGCUUCCUCUUAUGAAGAAGACCUUUUAUUCCUCAAGAAAAAGGUUGAUGCUGGAGCCCAUUUCAUCAUCACCCAGCUGUUCUUCAAUCCAGAGCACUUCAUCAAAUUUGUCCAAGACUGUCGAGCCAUUGGGAUCCAGGUCCCAAUCAUACCUGGUGUCAUGCCCAUACAGAGCUACGACUCCCUGCGUCACAUCGUGAACCUGUCUCGUCUGGAGGUCCCCAAAGAUAUGAUGGAAGUGAUUCAACCUCUGAAAGACAAUGAUGAAGCCAUUCGGAACUAUGGGGUGGACCUGGCUGUGUCUAUGAUUCAGAGACUCUUUGAAAGUGACAUGGCUCCCGGCAUUCAUUUCUACACCCUCAAUCGAGAGGUGGCAGUGGUGAAGAUCUUGAAGAAGGUGGGUCUUUGGCGCAGCGGUCCUUCCCGGUCUCUUCCGUGGAAGCUGGCAUUCAAUCAUCGACGGAGCACGGAGGAAGUGCGACCCAUCUUCUGGUCAGCGCGACCCAAGUCAUACAUCUACCGCACCCAAAACUGGGAUGAAUUUCCCAAUGGUCGAUGGGGCAAUUCCCAGUCUCCUGCCUUUGGAGAACUCAAGGACUACUAUCUCUUCUAUCUCAAGAGCAAGAACUCCAAAGAGGAUCAGCUGGCAAUGUGGGGAUCUGAACUUACAUGCGAGCAGGACGUGUGGAAUGUCUUUUAUCAGUACAUCUCAGGAGAGUCAAAUCGAAAAGGAAUAACUGUGACAAGCAUUCCAUGGAAUGAUGAUGAGCUGUCACCUGAAACCAUACUCCUCAAGGACAGACUUGUAGACCUCAACAAAAGGGGAAUCCUUACCAUCAACUCCCAGCCAAAUGUGAAUGGUGCCCCAAGCGAAGAUCCUGUGGUUGGUUGGGGCAUGCCCCAAGGCUACGUCUACCAAAAGGCUUAUCUGGAGUUCUUCACUUGCAGAGAGAAUGUCGAGGCCCUCAUUCAAGUCCUUCCUAAAUUCCCCAAGAUCAACUAUCACAUUAUCAACAAAUCAGGGAAGGUGAACUUGGCCAACUGUCACAAGCACCGGCCCAUUGCUGUCACAUGGGGAGUAUUCCCUGGAUCUGAAAUCAUCCAACCCACUGUUGUUGAUCCUGUCAGCUUCAAGACAUGGAAGGAUGAAGCAUUUGAACUGUGGAACGAACAGUGGGGGAAGCUGUACCCGGAGGGCUCCUACUCUCGAGACAUCAUCCGUUAUAUCAGUGACAAUUACUUCCUUGUCAACCUUGUGGAUAAUGAUUAUGUCAAACCAGAGAGCAGCCUUUGGAUGCUUUUUGAGGCCAUGUUUGAACAGAGGUCACAAAAUAGCAAGGAUUCUGCUCUUGCCAGUCCAACAACGAAUUGA